AUGGAGAACCAAACUGAUUCAUUGGUCUUUCUUUUUCUUGGACUUUCCAGUGAUCCUCAACUACAGAUCUUCCUUUUCUUAUUAUUUUCAAUCAUUUUUCUAAUUACACUGUCAUUAAACAUCACAAUCAUUUUGAUCAUAAGAAUGGACCCUUCCCUCUCUGCACCCAUGUAUUAUUUUCUCUCUCACUUGUCCUUUGUUGACAUCUGUUACUCUACAGACAUUGUUCCUAAGAUGUUAAUCAAUUUUCUUAUGAAGCAAAAGACAAUUUCCUUCACUGACUGUGUUAUGCAAAUGUUUUUCAGUCUUCUACUAAGUGUUACAGAGGUUUUCCUGCUCUCUGCAAUGGCUUAUGAUAGAUACACUGCUGUGUGUCACCCACUUCAUUAUGUAAUGAUCAUGAAUAAAGCAAUAUGCACUUACCUGGUUUUGGGAGCAUGGCUCAUGGGCUUGCUGUUUGCAACCAUAAACUCAGUGCCCACAUUUGGCUUACGGUUUUGUGGUCUUCAUGAAAUUAACCACUUCAGCUGUGAACUUCCACCAUUAUUGAAAGUGUCUUGUUCUGACACUAUUGUUAAUAAUUGGAUUCUUUUAUCUUCUGUAUUGUUUUUUGGACUUGGUUCCUUCUUACCAACUUUGAUCUCCUACAUUCACAUCAUCACCAGCAUCAUGAAGAUCCAUUCUGCAGAGGACAGAAGCAAAACUUUUUCUACCUGCAGCUCUCAUCUCAUUGUGGUGGGUUUGCUAUAUGUGACAGGAAUGUCCCAGUACAUGAAACCCAGCAGUAUUUCUUCCAUUACACUGGAUGAGCUUUUCUCUAUUCAGUACAGCAUUUUGACCCCCAUGCUGAACCCAAUUAUUUAUAGUCUGACAAAUAAGGAAGUGAAGAAGGCACUUAGAAGAAUAUUUACAAAAAAGUAA
Candoia aspera is the source of this 921-nucleotide messenger RNA. RefSeq names its product olfactory receptor 5V1-like. The transcript has a single exon. Gene Ontology annotation, cellular component: membrane. NCBI's taxonomy places the organism in Eukaryota, Metazoa, Chordata, Lepidosauria, Squamata, Candoiidae. The coding region runs from base 1 to 921 and encodes 306 amino acids. Gene Ontology annotation, molecular function: G protein-coupled receptor activity; odorant binding; olfactory receptor activity. Gene Ontology annotation, biological process: G protein-coupled receptor signaling pathway. The record is from RefSeq and is a predicted model, not a curated record.